GGAAUUUUGUGUAUGCGUCAGACAAGCAAUCUUGGAAACUUUCGGUGUCUUGUGUAUAUUUUUGGACUGUUGGUUCCCCCAUGAUCCUAUAUAUACACAUGACAUUUGCCACUCCUUCACUCCCUCUUCCUUCCUUUCUUUCUCUGCUCCUUCCCUCCUCCCCCUUUUUGCUUCUUGACACUGACUCUUGUGCUACCUCUACCUCUUUCUGGCUCACAUUCUUUUCCAACUGCCAACCACUUCGAUUUUCGACAAGUUUUGGAUGGUUUUUACUUCAGGGUCUUGCUAUAGGUUCCAAUUCUGGAAGUUCUGACCAGUUUUCUUUAGACAAAGCUCUUCUAUUUUUCACUGAUUGAGUUAUUUCACAUUCAAGUUGUGACAUUUGAGCAAUAUCAGCUUCUGGGUAUUGACUCGGAGGCUUAAAUUUGAUUCCUUUCCAUCUUAUUUUGGGAAUUGCUAAAAAAAACUUGUGAGGGGGGGUUGUUGGGGCUGGCACAUAGGUUAUAAGGAAAGAGUUUCCAAAGACAAUGAUUCUGCCAUCCAAAGGGUGCAUUCUGUGGAGGUUUUACUCAAUUCCUGACAAGAAAUCUCUUCUUGACAAAAGCUUUUAUUUUUGGAUUUUCCAAAUUUUUAAUAGAUACAGUACGGGCACUUAACUAGCAUUCAUCCCUAAGCUGCAGCUCUCUGCUAUUGUAACUAUUAUAUAUAUAUAUAUAUAUAUAUAUAUAUUAUUUUGUUUUGAAAAUUUCGGAUAUUUGUGAGUUAUGGGAGGGGCAUCACUACCACCAGGUUUUAGAUUCCACCCAACUGAUGAGGAAUUAGUGGGAUACUAUCUUAGUAGAAAAGUGGAGGGGCUUGAAUUUGAGCUCGAAGUAAUUCCUGUGAUCGAUUUGUACAAAUUUGACCCCUGGGAGCUGCCAGAGAAAUCGUUUCUCCCCAGGCGAGAUAUGGAAUGGUUCUUCUUCUGUCCAAGGGAUCGAAAGUACCCGAAUGGCUCAAGAACAAAUCGAGCUACUAAAGCUGGCUACUGGAAAGCCACUGGAAAAGACCGCAAGGUUGUCUGCCAAUCUAGUGUUACUGGAUACCGCAAGACCCUUGUUUUCUAUCGUGGACGUGCUCCUUUAGGUGAUCGAACAGAGUGGAUUAUGCAUGAGUACCGCCUCAAUGAUGAUUUUCCUCAGGGGUCACCAGGUCAUCAGGGAGUUUUUGCUUUGUGCCGUGUUGUUAAAAAGAAAGAGCAUACACAGAAGGCAAAUGAUUCCAAUGGAGAACCCAAGGCUAAGACGACUGGAAGUACUUCGAGCACUGGGGAUUUGACCUCAACAAGAAACUCGAAUGAGACCUUGAGCAUCUCUGCUGGAAUGUCAUCUCAAGUGAACUACCAGCAUGACGAGAGUCGCCAUUCAAGCCAUACUACUUCUCCAUAUGAAGUCUCUCCAAUGGCAGAGUUUGAGCCAGCUCCAAGAGGCACCAAUCCUGCAGACUUCUGGAUCUCACCUGACUUAAUUCUUGAUUCUUCAAAGGACUACCCACAGUUACAAGGAGCUGUGCCUAAUUACUUCCCCCAGUACGAGUUUCCAAGCACAAUGUCACCAUGGCAGUCAUAUGAACACACUGAGAUUUCGCCUAGUUCAUCAUACUCAAAUUUUGGAGACUUCCAAAUGGCAGAUGAUAUGAAUCAAAUGGCCAGCAUGUCACCUUUCUCAGGACACACAGACUACAUGGGUUAUUGUGGAAAUGAGGGAUUGCAAUUUGAAGUAUCUGAAACAUGGGAUGGCCAAGCUCUAAUUUGCAGGCAAGUGAGCGCAGAUGGGAGUUUACGGGAGCUUGGACGUCUAUGGCUGCAGGAAGACAACAUAAUUGUGAUGUAGGGGUUUCCAAGACAACGCCUUUUAAUGUUGGUUCUUGGUAGUAAAAAUAAUCAGUCGUCUUCUUCUACAAGGACUUAAGGAGUGGUUUGUAUUCUCUGUAAUAGUACUGUCUGCAUUGUUUGGAGUUGUUUCAGAAGCCACUUAUGAUCUUCAUGGUUUCUUUAAAUAUCGUCAGUUAGUAUCCCCCCCCGGGUGAUAAUCACUUUUAUCGGUUUCCCCUGGAGUUGGUUUAUAGUAGCUGUACUGUUUUCCAAAGUGAGCUUCUUGAAUGUAAGCUACCUUGUGGUUAAUAUAUACAGUAUAAUUUUCUAUGCUUGAUAAUCUUUAUGUAUUGAUUCCACUUA
Messenger RNA from Rosa rugosa (rugosa rose), 2215 nucleotides. RefSeq names its product NAC domain-containing protein 71-like. Bases 765 to 1871 code for a protein of 368 amino acids. NCBI's taxonomy places the organism in Eukaryota, Viridiplantae, Streptophyta, Magnoliopsida, Rosales, Rosaceae. Gene Ontology annotation, biological process: regulation of DNA-templated transcription. The transcript is spliced from 5 exons. Gene Ontology annotation, molecular function: DNA binding. The record is from RefSeq and is a predicted model, not a curated record.